ACCAGCCGCACCGUUUGAGCUAACAGCACUGGAUCUCUUUGGCCCCUACGUUGUCAGAGACACUGUAAAGAGAAGAACAAAGAUGAAAGUCUGGGGAGUAGUAUUCAGUUGUAUGGCUUCCAGGGCACUGCAUGCUGACAUCGUGGAAGACCUGUCAACGGAUGGCUUCCUAAAGGCGUACCAGCGCUUCACAGCUCUCAGGGGCCACCCAAGGAAACUUUGGUCGGAUCAAGGGACCAACUUCGUGGGCGCCAAGCCAGUUUUAAAGGAGCUCUACGAAUUCCUGAACAACAUCGACAAGGAUCAAGUCCAGAAGAAAGCAGCCGCCGCUGGGACCGACUGGUCAUGGGUGUUUCACCCAGCAGACUCUCCCCAUCGAAACGGAGCAGCUGAAGCAGCAGUCCAUACGCUCAAGAGAGCGUUGAGCAACAUCGGGGUGGAAAGUCACCUGACAGCACUGGAGUUCCAGACUCUCCUCUACCUGGCAGCUAAUUUGUCAAACGAAAGACCAAUCGGCGCAGGAGUCCAGGUACAAGACGAGACUGUAGGAGUCAUCACUCCAAACUCACUUCUGCUCGGCCAUGCUGGGCCUAGCGGGGACUCUCGAGGGUUUGAAUACCGGACUUACCCCGUUGCGCGCCUGAGAGCGGUCCAGAUCGAGGUUGACAAGUUCUGGAAGCGGUGGAGCCAGCUGGCGGGCCUGGGCCUCUUUGUUCGACAGAAGUGGCACGCACCCGCAAGGAACGUCACAGUGGGAGACUUAGUGUGGUUGGCUGACCAGAAUGCACUGAGAGGCCAGUUUAGGCUUGGUCGAGUUGUGGAGGCCCAUCCUGAUGCAAAAGGCAUAGUACGAGAUGUGAAGGUGAGGACGUGCCAAAGUUGUCUGGUUUCCAGUGGACAAGGUGGGAAAGGCAAAGAGAAGGAGAACCGUCCCCCCACCAUCCUUCACAGAGAUGUCAGAAGGCUGGUGGUUCUGUUGCCAGUGGAGGAACAGAAAUAGAUUCCCCACCACAUGAUGGUGUGUUUCGGAAAAAGGGAUCAAGACCCCCCCUCCACCAUCCUCCACGAGAGGUGGUGGUGUGUUUCGGAAAGAAAAAGGAUCAAGCACCCCCCUCCACCAUCCUCCACGAGAGGUGGUGGUGUGUUUCGGAAAGAAAAAGGAUCAAGCACCCCCCUCCACCAUCCUCCACGAGAGGUGGUGGUGUGUUUCGGAAAGAAAAAGGAUCAAGCACCCCCCUCCACCAUCCUCCACGAGAGGUGGUGGUGUGUUUCGGUAAAGGGCGCCACUGUGUCGUCAAGGACAAUGUGAAACCUUUAGUUGUCAUUUAUAUCUGUUAUUCAUAUCGCGUGUAAUACGUUCGUACCCAGCGAUGCAGCUUUAUGUACCCAUUUGAAAGGUAAAAAUUGUGUGUGUAAUACGUUCAUACCCCGCGAUGUAGCUUUAAGUACCCAUUUGAAAGGUAAAAUUGUGUGUAACGAGUUCGUACCCAGCGAUGUAGCCAUUUCGAAAGGCAAAAUCUGUGGUUGUUGUGGCCUACUUGGAUUUAGGAAUCAGUAGGCCAAGUGGGAGGUGUAGAACUUUCUAGCAGGCAAAGCUAUUUGUCUUUCAUUCUAUUAAUCUGUUCAUUGUUGUAACUGGUAUCAAAGCACCGUUGCCUUUAAAGUGCCUUUAAGGUGCAUCGUCAAAGCCAUGUUUUGUUAUAUAUUGCCUUCGUAUGCGCCUUUGUAAAGCUAUCUAUCAUUAGAACUUGUACGACUUGUCGGUUUUACAACUAACUGACUGUCUAACUGACUGUCUAACUGACUGUCUAACUGACCGUCUAACUGACUUCAAACUAACUUCAACUUAACUUAACUGUUGCUUAACUGUGUAUGUGGAAUAAACCUUCAGAAAGACAGUCGAGUUGUGCCCGCCGUACUUGUUCUGGUUACCCUUUCCAGAAGGGAGCAUUGGGCUGGAAAGACCAGCCAGCAGAAAUC
Messenger RNA from Solea solea (common sole), 1980 nucleotides. RefSeq lists its product as uncharacterized. The transcript has 2 exons. Gene Ontology annotation, molecular function: nucleic acid binding. Bases 83 to 1000 code for a protein of 305 amino acids. NCBI's taxonomy places the organism in Eukaryota, Metazoa, Chordata, Actinopteri, Pleuronectiformes, Soleidae. The record is from RefSeq and is a predicted model, not a curated record.